Laccaria bicolor S238N-H82 is the source of this 1080-nucleotide messenger RNA. RefSeq lists its product as uncharacterized. The annotation marks the transcript as partial. The record is from RefSeq and is a predicted model, not a curated record. Lineage: Eukaryota; Fungi; Basidiomycota; Agaricomycetes; Agaricales; Hydnangiaceae. The transcript is spliced from 10 exons. Gene Ontology annotation, cellular component: intracellular membrane-bounded organelle; membrane.
AUGCGUUCCUCGCUUCGCGUUCCUUUUCUCAUUGCUGGCAUGCUCUCGGUGGGUGCAGGUAUGUCCCUACUGAUUAAAUAUCAGGACAUGCAAUGCGUAGAAAACUGCGACGAUCCCGAACCACACAAUCAUGUCGCGUACGAACAACCUGUUUGGCAGACCCUGAUCAUGUUCGGUGAGUUUGACUCGCGAUGCCUUCUGCCCGUACUUUACACGCGAUAUCUUCUCCCCGGGUCCGUGAAGCUUCCUCUUGAUGAAGAAGUCCAUCGCGUCAAACGUGAGAAGGAACCCUUUACGGGGUGGACACCUCUUUUGUUUUGGGUUCCUGCCAUUUUUGAUAUUUUCGGAGCAACUUUGAUGAAUGUUGGCCUUUUGUACACUCCCGUGUCAAUUUUCCAAAUGACGCGUGGAGGUCUGGUUUCUUUUGUUGGAAUUUUUAGUGUGGCUUUUCUUCGUCGGCGCUUAGAACUCUACCAAUGGAUUUCGCUUUGCCUUGUUGUUUUUGGUGUAACCAUCGUGGGCCUCAGUGGUCGCCUUGUAGACGUCCUCAUCGGUAACCCACCGUCUCUCAUGGAUCCAUCUAGCCAACUGAUUUAUCCCACUCGAGGCAUCUGUUUAACCUUGUGCGCGCAAAUAUUCGUAGCAAUUCAAUUCAUAAUUGAGGAAAAGAUUAUGUCUCAAUACGACGUUGAGCCCAUGCUCGCCGUUGGUCUCGAGGGCACAUUCGGAAUCAUCACGGUUCUCGCGACCAUGGCUUUCCUCGCCAUUCCCUCCAUGUCAUCUCAUUCUGUGUACUUCGACAUUUCUCGGGGAUGGCACCAGCUCAUCGACAACCCCGUCGUCCUUUCGUCCGCUGUGGCCAUUGCCGUCAGCGUAUCGGUAUUCGACGUGUGCGGGGUGGGGAUAACGCAUCGCGUCAGCGCGACUGUGCGCACCCUUACGGAUUCGUGUAGGACCUUGGUUAUUUGGAUAUUGAGUCUGGGACUUGGUUGGGAGAUCUUGGUGUGGCCUGUUUCGAUGUUGCAGGUGCUUGGCUUCGGGAUCUUGGUAUAUGGAACACUGCUGUACAAUGGCCUCGUU